This is a messenger RNA of Theobroma umbraticum, 777 nucleotides long. The record is from RefSeq and is a predicted model, not a curated record. NCBI's taxonomy places the organism in Eukaryota, Viridiplantae, Streptophyta, Magnoliopsida, Malvales, Malvaceae.
GGUUUAGAAGAACUUUGCUAAGUUGUUCUUGUCCUUUAAAAAAAAUUAUUGUGUACACAAUAUUGGCCCUGUCAUCGACAAAGAAAAUAUCUAAUCGCAAUUGCCGGUGGCUUCAUGCUUUGUUCAUUCCUUUUAAAUUCCUCCUACCUUUCGCAUCUUGUUGACAUUGUAAUAACACUUUGAAACCCUUUCAUUUUCUGGUGUAGCAAACUCGAAAUGUUGAUCCUUCCAUUAAAAAUCAGACUUAUGCUUGCUGCUAUAUGUUUCCCUGCAGAUGCAUUCUGCAGCUCUGACGCUACAGCCAUCAACCGAUUUUUUACGAAAUUUUUCGACCCCAAAGCCUCUCCUUCAACUUCAAAAAAACCUGAUAAUGGCAUCGUCUCUUCUGACAUCAUGGUUGAUAGCACCCGCAAACUUUGGUUCCGCCUAUACACCAACACCGCCGCUGCUGAUGGUUCCACCACCCCCGUCAUAGUCUACUUCCAUGGCGGGGGUUUUACGUUGAUGGCGGCCAAUUCAAUGAUGUACGAUGACUUAUGCAAGCGACUUGCGCGUGAAGUUCCUGCUAUUGUCGUCUCCGUGAACUACCGGCUCUCGCCUGAACAUCGAUACCCGUCGCAGUAUGAAGAUGGUUUUGACGUUUUGAAGUUCAUUGAUAACCCAAAGUUUGAAGGGUUUCUAGCUUCUUCUGCCAAUAUCAAGAAGCAAUUCUUUGUUGCUGGAGACAGUGCGGGUGGCAACCUGGCGCAUCAUGUGGCCCUCAAGGCUUGCGAGCAU